Molecule: messenger RNA, 2355 nt
Organism: Durusdinium trenchii
Lineage: Eukaryota; Dinophyceae; Suessiales; Symbiodiniaceae
Source: the annotation of a GenBank genome assembly
AUGACCUCGGACAUCCGGAACAUUUCCGCAUGGCGCUUGAACAAGGCUGAGCUGAAAGAGCUCGCCGAGAGGACUGAGAAAGGAGAAGACCAAGCAACCGUGAAAAGGGAACUUCAAACAAAGAAGGCCGUGUUGUGCGAAGAACGUAAGCAGGCGGCCUUGGCGAUUGCAGCCAAGCCUGGACCUACGGGUCCCAGCGCGAAGGCAAGUAAAAAAAAGACGCCGACAAUGGCAAGUGAGUCAGCCACGGCUGCUGCGAUCCGGCACACAGACCCAACGAACGCAGCGUACUACGCUCUGGUGGAAUCGGACCUUGACACCAUUUUGAAGGAGUGGCCAGGCAUUGACAAGGAAAUGCCACUCGCACUGCCCAAGUCCGAGUCAGAUGGAUCCAAGACUGGGGUUCAAGAACCCUUUGACCUGGCCAAAGCUCAGAAUGCCCUUGGGCUUCAUGGAGUGUAUCGCUGCAGCAUCAGUCUGUUCUGGGUUCAGAUCUUGGCUUCGCCCACCCCAGGCGUUCCAAUGAGCCGUCGGAGAGUUGAAGACAUGGCAGAGUUUUACUUCCCUGGCGGCAAGCCAAGUUUCCUGACGGGCCGCAUGGUAGAGCUUCUGACCGACAAGGCGUCUUUGAGCGACAAGCCCCAGAGUUGCCAGAUGCUGUCGCCAGAAGAGAUUGUGCAUUCGCUGGUGGCUUCCUGUGCUGCCGCAGUUCGGCGCAAGGACGAGCUCUCGGAGGAUCAGUGGACUGAGUGGAGAGCACAGUGGCGGGCAGUGUUGCUGAGCGUGCCGGCUUCCUUUGUCGAGAUCAAGGACCCUCUGCAUGGCCACAAUGUGUGGGCGCAGGCCUUCAACCGGAGACAAUCGGUGAAGCAAGAGCAUGAGUCCAUGAGCAGGACGGCAAUGCAGAUUGCCGUGGAAAUAGACCAGUUCAAGACUAUGUGCGAGAGCUUGCCCACCUGUAAGACAAAAUUGCAGCCGCCGCAACUGGUACAGGAGCUGCUUGGACUUGGCCUCCAGUCUGUGCAGGGAGGCAGAAAAGAGGACGACAGCGAUGGCAAAAUCACCGUCAACUUGGUGACACAAGCUCUGGCCGUCAAGAAAGGCAUUCUUUCCUCUUCGCGGGCAGUUGAGCUACUGCUGGAGCUGGAAAUGCGCGACUGGGUGUUAGAGAGCGUGCGGGAUGGGCUUGCCUACGAUCUCUUGCAGAUCGGAGAGAUUUCCAAGGGCAGUCUGAGCGGAGACAAGCAUCACACCGGGCUCGUCCUGGACCACUUCUUCGAUGUCCUUUUGCCGAAAAGCGGUAUGGCAGAGGCUGACAGGUUCUUGCUGAAGGAGAAGCUGCCGACCCACGAGAUUUACCGUCAACAUAGUGGCUCCGACGGAGAUUGCAGCUGGAUGGCACGACUUAAGAAAAGCGCUGUCGAAUGCUUUCACUUGUUGGAGGACUUGACCUACAACAAAAAGUAUGACCACACCCUGCGGCAAGGUGCGAAAUCUGGAGGGACUCCAGAGGCUGUGAUGGAGCACGAUCAGGUGAAAGAACAGGUGGAAAGGGUCCUGGCCAUGUUGAAGGACGAAGAGGCUGAACUGAAAGCAUUGGCUGAAUCGACAGCCGCAACUACAGACCCGGACCAUGCAGAGGACGAGCUUCAGGAGGUGCGAAAGCCGCCGAGCCAACACUCAGAAGGAUCUGACAAGUAUUGGAAGGCGGUCGGCAACCAAACUGUUCGAACUUACUGCACACUCCAUGUGCAACCCAAGACAUUGGAUGGCAUGAUCAGUUUGGUGAGCCAAAGUGGUUUGAAAGACUUCCUAGGAGAAGGGGGUGUCAGCUGCGUUCUGACCCACCUUGACAUGGACGGUAUGGGAGAAUCCCUUGGCCCAGGUCAGAGACCGCUUCUCCGAAAGCGCUUUAUGCCCAACCAGUCCUGUCUCAGAAAUUUGUUGCAUGGUUCCAUGAUUGCAAGAAAUGGACAGCGCAAAGGGGACGAGUGCAUGGUUCCGACAGAGGGCGAAUUGGUGUUCGUGCACUGCGGCUUUGAGCGCGCCACCAAAGAGGCAGAAGCCUUGUUCCGACCGGCUGCAGCCAGAAAGGAUCAGGCCAUUGAAGCAGAAAUGAAAGAGCUUCUCCUGGUGUUUUCUGAUGCCAGCAUCAGGAACCGCAAACUUCGGGUUCGAGGGGCUUACUCAUCCAGGCCCACCGCCUGUCUCUUUUCAGGAGCCCCAGUGUCAACCAUGGUUCCGGAGAAGCCUUUUGGCGACUUCUCUGGGUACAACUUUGGAGAUGUCUUCGGGACCAUUGCCGCCCUGCAGCCGGAAGACCUUUGGCAUCUCAGUAGGACCCGGCCGGCCUAG